AAGGGAAGGGGGGUUGAAAUCGCGCCCUGAAUCGCGCCGUGCUCACCGGCGAUACGCGCCCUAAACGUCGGUGAACGACGGUGAGAGAAAUCAGUGAACGACAAACGGUGUUUCACGCGAUACGCGACACCCGACAUCCGUGCGCGAUCAGCGACACGAUCAAUCCGACACCAUCGGAGGGAUGAAUCCGUGGGGGAUGAACGUCGCGUAAUUAGCUGAGUCAGAUCGGGGACCGCGAUCACCUCGAGUCGAGGUUCUCGCCGAUAAUCUCGUCGAUGCGACACGGCGAAACGGAAGAAAAGUGAUCCCAGAGAUUUAAUCCCCUUUCCUCCCUCGCGGAUCGCAUCGAAUCGUCGCGAGAGGAAUCGAAUACGCGUAAUCGCGACAUUAAAGUAAACACGCGCGCGCGCGCGCGCGCGUGGUGACACGGUCCAGAGAGAAUCCGUGUCAUCUCGCCUGGCGCGAGAAGGAUUCGCCUAUCGGAUCGUAUCGAUACAGGACUGCUGGCCGAGGAUUAUCCUCUGAUCGAGAUCCCGCUCGUCGCGAGGCGAGGAUGUGAUAUCGCGAGACAUGCACGCGUCGUAGUCGCAACGUUCGCGUCGAAGGAAAAAAAGAUGCAGUCGACCUGCCAGCAGCAACAAGCUCAGCCAGGCCAGAACGGAACUUCCGCCAGCAGGACGUCGUUCCUUAUCGAGGAUAUCCUUAGCCGCGGCACCGUCACCCCGCACGCUCACCAUCAUCAGCUGCAUCAUCAACACCUGACGUCGACUUCCGGCCACGGGCAGCACCAUCAGUACCAGCAGUUCGCCAGUCUGCUUCCCGGCUACCCCACGGCACCGCCCGCCGCGGCGGCCUUCUUCUUGGGGACCCGUCUUUUUCCG
This is a messenger RNA of Pogonomyrmex barbatus (red harvester ant), 881 nucleotides long. It is a transcript of the gene bsh, whose product is annotated as brain-specific homeobox. Gene Ontology annotation, biological process: regulation of DNA-templated transcription. Lineage: Eukaryota; Metazoa; Arthropoda; Insecta; Hymenoptera; Formicidae. Gene Ontology annotation, molecular function: DNA binding; DNA-binding transcription factor activity, RNA polymerase II-specific. The record is from RefSeq and is a predicted model, not a curated record.